AUGCAGUUUGAGAGAAGACUCACGUUAAUAGUCGCGAUAAUUCUUUCACAGGCAGUGGUAUACAACACUGCCGAUUUCCAGAUGACCGUAUUGCACACCAAUGACUACCAUCAACGAUUUGAACCGAUCAACAAAGACGGCAGCACUUGUUCCGAGAUAGGAGAAGCCCAGGGUGAGUGCUAUGGUGGGAUAGCGAGGCUCAUGACGGCGGUUACCGAAGUACGCGCCACACACCCCAAUGUGCUACUGGUGGAUGCCGGCGAUCAGUUCUCGGGUACCGCGUGGUUUCAUGUUUUCAACGGCGCGCCUAGUUCCUAUUUCAUGAACAGUUUGGAGUAUGACUGCAUGGCACUUGGUAACCAUGAAUUUGAUAACGGUAUCGACGGUUUAAUACCGUUUUUAAACAAUGUGACAUUCCCUGUGAUUAGCGCAAAUAUCGACGCAACAUAUGAACCGUCGAUUGACGGACUGUAUUACCCAUCCACUGUGUUGGAGAUAGGCGGAGAAAGGAUUGGUUUGGUUGGUUACACCCUCGAUGAAACUGCUGGGUCUACUACAGGUAAUCUUAUAUUUACUGACGAAAUCGAGGCUGUUCAGGCGGAAGUGGAUAUACUCGUGAAUGAUGGGAUCAAUAAGAUCAUUGCUCUGGGGCAUUCUGGGUACACUAAAGAUAUGGAGAUAGCAGAGCAAGUAAAAGGUGUUGACCUGGUCAUCGGGGGUCACUCACACACAUUGCUGUAUACAGGUACGCCACCGGCCGAAGAGGAUGAGGACAUAGUUGAAGGUCCUUAUCCAACAAUGGUCACUUCAUCACACGAUGCUUCGGUCCAGGUUCCCGUCAUAACUGCAUAUAAAUACGGAAAGUAUUUAGGAUAUCUAAGUAUGACGUUCGAUGAUAACGGUAUCCUGACAGCGUAUGACGGCAACCCGAUAAUACUGGACAGCAAUGUGGCACAGGAUGAAGAAACGCAGGCCGAGGUUGAGAAAUGGAAAUCUCGUCUCGACGCCGAGACAUGCGAGAUCAUAGGCGAAAGUUAUGUUUACUUAGAUGGCCGUGCAAGCUCUUGUCGUCUGGAGGAAUGUAACCUUGGCAACCUAAUAACGGAUGGUGCUGUAUACCAUUACAAGAAAUUGGAUCACAGAGACGUGAACAUGGUAAUAUGGAACAGCGAUAGUAUCGGAGACUCCAUUGAUAAAGGAAAUAUCACCGUCGGUGACGUCAUGAAUGCUUUACCCUACGGCGACACGCUGGAUUUGCUUGAACUGCAGGGUGUUUACAUCCGCGAGGCACUAGAAUAUGCUGUGUCUGAAUACGAUGGCGUUACACAGCAAAACAGAUUUUUGCAAAUGUCAGGUAUACGAGUGACCUAUGACCUCACCAAACCAGCAUAUUCUCGGGUAUCAACAGCAGACGUUGUAUGCACAUAUUGUGAUAUACCUGAAUCAGUGCCCUUGGACGAUAACCUUGUAUACAAACUUAUAUGUAAUGACUACCUUGCAUCGGGUGGCGGCGGAUAUGAUAUGAUAAACGACAAUAAGCUAUCUCAAAUUACAGGUGCUGAUGAAAUUGACGUCAUUGUCGACUACAUUUCAACCAUGACACCUAUGUACACUGGUAUAGAAAACAGAAUUAUCUUUGCUGAAGAAACAGAGGAAUGUGACGUCAGCGCAUCUGUAAAACAGAACAUUGCAACUUCCGCACUAAACUUGAAAUUUAUUCUUGAUGACUUCUUUUCAUGGAACAACAUUGAAUGCUUUGAUGACCCUGAUGAUGUUGCUGGAAUGUGGAGCUACCUACUCGUGACCUAUCUUGAUAAACAUUCACCACUGAAACAGAAGCGCAUCAGCCAACCACGUCAGUCCGACUGGUAG
This is a messenger RNA of Saccoglossus kowalevskii, 1872 nucleotides long. Its product is annotated as snake venom 5'-nucleotidase-like. The record is from RefSeq and is a predicted model, not a curated record. NCBI's taxonomy places the organism in Eukaryota, Metazoa, Hemichordata, Enteropneusta, Harrimaniidae. Gene Ontology annotation, biological process: AMP catabolic process. Gene Ontology annotation, cellular component: plasma membrane. Gene Ontology annotation, molecular function: 5'-nucleotidase activity; metal ion binding; nucleotide binding.